AUGAAUUCAACCACACCAACGCUACAAAGCCCGUCGUCCUCACAGCCAUGGCAGGUCCCUGACAAAAAAUUGAUGGGACUAGUCCUGCAGUCAUCUCUCCAGUGCCUCGACCGCCUUGACAGCUUCGAGCGUCAUAUGUGCGAGGAAAUACGGGAGAUCCGCAGUCACUUUAGAAAUAUCCUUGACAGCUACCAGUCAAAUGUCACAAUGACGGAUUCGGAAGGAAAUGGUAGCAUUGUAGACUCCCAGGCCGGACUCGAUGGCCGUAAUGCUAUUCCACCGUUUGCAUCUUCACACAACCCCUGCUUGCCAGAGAAAGACUUAUUUCUCCACGGCGCCCGAAGAUUUGCCGAUCAUGUAGCGCCACAGUACAGCAUGUACUCUGAGAGCUUUCCGGCAUUCUGUGACCCGCGUGCCAGCAGAUCAUCAUCAGAGAAUUUAUCACUCCGUGACACGUCCGGUUCCGUCCACUGUGAGCCCACUGCACAACCCCUCCAGGGCAUUUAUUUCAAGGAGUAUGUCCCAUUAAAUGCUUCAGCCAGACCCGACACACAACUGCCUGUUCCCGUUGUGCAGGCUAGCCAAGCAAAGGACAGAGUAAAAUGCACUAGGAACGGGUGUUUGACACUCGUCAAAAAGGAUAACCUCACUCAUCACAUUAACGAGGUGCACGAGGGGAAGGUUAAGGCUGUUUGUCCAAGCUGCGGACAGAGGUUCAAGCGCCCGAAUCUGAUGAAGGAGCAUGUCUUUCGGACCGGAUGUGGAAGAUUCUAG
Molecule: messenger RNA, 774 nt
Organism: Suillus plorans
Lineage: Eukaryota; Fungi; Basidiomycota; Agaricomycetes; Boletales; Suillaceae
Exons: 3
Coding region: 1-774 (257 amino acids)
Source: RefSeq, a predicted model, not a curated record